AUGUUUCAGCGGCUCAGACGACACUAUCGACACCGUCGUCAUCGUUGCCACCGUCGACACAGUUCCUCCACGCAUGAGACGUCGGAAACAGUAGAGGAAAUCUCUAAUAUUUUCACUGCUGAAACUACGACUUACCAUAGUGGUGUUCACAGGUCGACUCUCAGGAUUCGUGUGGCGGAUGAAUCGGUCUAUUCAGAACCCUCCUCAGCAGCAGCAAGGGAACGUGCAACCCGUCCGGAUACACAUCACCAGAACGUGGACCGGGAAGGACACGGAGUGCACAGUACUAGAACCUCGAGCCAGCUGAUGGUCAAUGAAGUUACAGAAGUGGAGUCCCCAGAUGAUCCUCCGUUUCAUUAUGCAGAAACCGGCGCCCCUUCCACUUCAUCUGAACUUGCGUCGAGUGUUGGCGCAGUACCUGUCGCUGACUUGCCGGAGAGAUCUGCAGGCCUACAACCACGCAACGAUUAUGGAUCUCAUGGCUCCAGAAGGCCCUAUGGGAUGAUUUUUCCACAAGACAGCCGUCCACCUUGGCUCAACUAUCAGGUGAGUGACGGAGAUUCUCCCAGCCCUAACAGGACCCGUGAGAGGACCCAGUCUCCGGCUGAAACUCCAGUGAGUGAUGAUAUCCCUGCCGCGGACCAGCUGACUGUGAAUGACCCUGAUGCACCCAUGUCCGAUCCUGACGUUGAUAACGGACUUUGUUCUACAUGCCGGAACCCAUUGAAACUCCCAUGGUACGCUUGCAAGGGCAGCUGCGGAGCAAUGUUCCAUGCACACUGCGUCCACAGAACUACACAAGCCGGUGGUCAUGAUUCGUCUUGUCCCAGGUGUGAAAGUCGGUCUAUAUGGCCACUGUGCCCUGUCUGCUUAGACGGGGUUGAGGACAAGAUUUACUGCUGCCCAGAACAAUGUGACACGUGGUUUCAUAGUGACUGCGUUGAAGAAUAUGUCAAUACUCUUACCGAUCUGGGUGGCCCUGUGAUAUGUCCGACAUGUCGGGCUGAGUGGUCAUCAGAGUCAGAUGACAGGGCUAUGUGUCCUAUCUGCUAUGAGCCCAUGGAAGAAGCCAGUCAGGGCUUGACCACAUGUACAGCGUCAUGCAAAGCGCAAUUCCACGAAGCGUGCAUCGACAGAUGGGUAGUUGAACUCCAGCGAAACUCGCGAGCGUUGACGUGCCCGAAAUGCCGAGAUUACUGGUUGACAGACUAA
This is a messenger RNA of Aspergillus homomorphus CBS 101889, 1212 nucleotides long. RefSeq lists its product as uncharacterized. The record is from RefSeq and is a predicted model, not a curated record. The transcript has a single exon. Gene Ontology annotation, molecular function: ubiquitin protein ligase activity; zinc ion binding. Lineage: Eukaryota; Fungi; Ascomycota; Eurotiomycetes; Eurotiales; Aspergillaceae. Bases 1 to 1212 code for a protein of 403 amino acids.